UGAUCAGUAGAAACAGAACAAAAGGACUGGGUCUCGCUAUUUCACUCAGGCUGAACUACAGCGUCUAUUCACGGGCGCGAUCCCGCUACUGAGCGGCAUGGGGGCUUUGACCUGCUCCGUUUCCGACCUGGGCCGGUGCACCCCUCCUUAGACGACCUGGUACCCCCGGGCUCCCCCAGGAGCACCAUAUCGAUACCGAACUUAGCGCGGACACCCGCUCGACACAGUCCACUGCAGCUCAGAGCCCCUGAGCUCAAACCAUCCGCCAGCCUCAGCCUCCCGGUGACUUGGAUUACAGGCGCGCGCCACCGCACCCGGCGAUAAAUCCCCCGCUCAGGGAGGGUUUAGGUGGGGGUGUUACCGAUGUGACGUCAUCAGGUUUUACGUUCCAGCGACACCUGGCGACAGAAUAGUAAACAGCAGAUAAAGGUUGAGCAAAUUUACACAGACCCUCAAACCUUAUUUUAAUUUAAAAAAUACUUUAAAAUGCUGUGUAAAUUAAUAUUAUCAUCAUACUCUCUGUUUAUCUCUCUGUUCAUUUUCUCUGUGUCACAUGAUUCAGUAACUUCUUUCACAGAGUAACUGCUCCACCAACAUGUAAACCACAGGAGAAGAAUCUACUGCCACUCUCAGGAUGCCGCUGGAGCGCGCUACGUGAUGACCGAAGAAUCAACCGACCAAUCAGCGUUUUGUCUGCCUUUGUUUACCUGUGUCGUCAUCAGCCGCGACCAGUGGCGAGGAGAAAAGAGAUCGGCAGAGAGAGUGGCGUUAACUCUGGGGUCGUAGUUUCGUCGCUUUUCAUUUGGAAAUGUAACUGAAGAGGUGUGGACGCUAAAACAAACUCUGGAGCUGUUUCUGUCGAACACGAUGAGACUGGACACUGAACACACCUGUGGCGGAGUUUGUGUGGAGGAGAAUAAAAACACUUUACACACCUCAAACUGAAAGUAGAAGUUUCCUUGUGAGCGAUCGUUCGGAGGAGAAAAGAGACAAACUGGUGAUUUAAAGAAGAAUCAAACGUUCUUCUUUGUGAGGAUGAAGGUGUUCCUGGUGUUUGUGAUCCUCGUGCACGUUUCACAGGCCUCAGGUGUUGAGGUGUAUGAGGGGGCGGAGUCUGUCCUGCUGCCAUGCCUGAUAUCCAGGAUACCUGAGGAUCCCGUGGUGGUGUGGAGCCGCCUCGAUCUCAACCCUGCGACCGUCCACCAGCACCGGGAGGAAGGCGGUGAUCCCGGUAUCCAAAACCAGCGUUACAGCAGCCGCACGGCCAUGUCCACUGUCGCCCUGGAAACCGGAGACCUCAGCCUCACUCUGAACAAGCCCCGCCUCUGUGACAGCGGCAGCUACACCUGCAGCGUCCGCAGCGGCGAACACGAAGUGAGACGGGUUGAUGUCCAGCUGCAGGUCAAAGAGUCGUUCACGUUCCCAGCUGAGGCCUUGGCUCUCCUGGUUCUGCUGGUGGUCGUCGUCAUCGCUGCUGUGCUCACUGCUGUGUAUCUUUGGAACAACGUGAUCACAGUCUCCCGGGUGGAGGUGGAGGAGGGGCUGAAGUGUGUUAAGCUUCCCUGUAAAACCCUGGUUCAGCUGCCUGAGGACGUCACGGUGGAGUGGAGCCGCUCUGACCCUGAGCCCAUGAAGGUCCAUACCUACCAGAGCGGCAACGACGGCCGUGUCAGACAGGACGAGUUUUACAGCGGCCGAACAAAGAUGGAGACCAACCCUGUAAACAGAGGGGAGCUGAGUCUGACCCUGAGUGACCCCUGCUACAGAGACAGUGGCACCUACAUCUGCACCGUCCACAAGGACCGAGACGUCUGGGUGCAGAGUGGUACGGCUCCGGGUCAAAGUCGUCCUGGAGGUGGUGGAGGUCGGGGAGUGGGCUGAGUCCGUCACACUGCCCUUCACCACUUCAGCUGCGCUGCCUCAGGAUGCAGCAGUGGAAUGGAGACGCUCCGAACCCAAAACCAUGGUGAUGUAUGUGUAUGAGGGCGGAAGAGAGCAGCCGGAGCAACAGGAGGAGUAUUACCGCGGCCGCACAAAGAUGAACGACAACCCGCUGCGAUCAGGAGACCUCAGUGUGACCAUGUACAACUCCGGCUACAGUGACAGAGGAACCUACGUCUGCACCGUCCACAGAGACGGACACAUCCUGACACAGAAGACCGUGCUGUACCAGGUCAAAGUCUCCAAGGUGAAGGAGCAGUCUGCUACAGCUGAGCUGCUGGAGGAGGCAGCAGUGGAGUCACUGUGACCAGACCAGACCAGGAGGACCCUGACAGACCGGACGAGGUCUAACACCACUGCACCAAGAUGAAGAGAGACCUGCUGAAGACUCCUCAGUCUGACCCUGAGUGACCCUGAAGUACUCUGAUCCUUUACUGAAGUAAAAGUACUAAGACCACACUGUAAAAAUACACGGAAAAGUCCUGCAUUGAAAAUGUUUCUGAAGCUAAAGGAUGUGAGUGUAAUGAGGAAAAUGAAGCAACCCUCCACAGUCCACAGGUUCCUCUGUGACCUGAGGCUCAGACUGAGGCUCAGUGAAGGGACAGAUGUGUUGCUUCUGUACCACACACACAUUGAUCCUCUCCUCGUCAGGAGUUCUGAUUUCUGAGCUGAAGUUACCGACAGAAGUCUGAGCUCUCUGGACUCUGUAUGAAGAACAUCUGUUCAGGAGGCUCC
Molecule: messenger RNA, 2676 nt
Organism: Lates calcarifer (barramundi perch)
Lineage: Eukaryota; Metazoa; Chordata; Actinopteri; Centropomidae
Product: matrix remodeling-associated protein 8
Exons: 8
Coding region: 1036-1881 (281 amino acids)
Biological process (GO): negative regulation of T cell proliferation; T cell costimulation; cell surface receptor signaling pathway
Cellular component (GO): external side of plasma membrane
Source: RefSeq, a predicted model, not a curated record